GCUGUUUAAACCCGACUGAUAUGGAUCAGUACGUCGUGUUUCACAACAACAAGCGAGUGUGUCUCAGGGAAGAAGACAUGAGUGCUGAUAAACUCAGUCGCAUAUUUCAGGUCUCAUCUCGUAGUCUGUACAUGACUGACGACGCAAACGUGGCAUUGUUUCCUGGGGCAUCUGGUGUUUUCAGCUCAUUGGACCUCAAUCCAAGGACUCAUUAUGAGGUUCAUGGUGAGGCUGAGGACACCUCAGGACCUGCAAAUAGCACAGGGCAACGUUUUUCAUUUAUGCGCACGCCUGCAACCACUACAAGUUCAACUCCACAGCGGACUGCCUCAGCCCCCCCUCGAGCCACUGUCUCUAAAACCUUUCACAGAUCAGUGUACCUCGCUGAGGUGGUUGGUGGGAGGUUGAGUCCCAGCAGAACGGUGGUGGUCCGGUUUUUGGAAUGUGAGGCUACCCUGCAGGGGAUCAUCGGAAAAGUACAAGAUGCCAUUGGAAAUCAUGACCCUGUGGUGUUGACUGAUGCGCAAGGGAAUGCAAUUUUGGAGUCAGAAGGAACAACAGGGUCACAGUACUGGAAACAAAAUGCACGAAAGAUUCUUGCUGUACGAGAACAGGACUUCCAGGAGUUGCAGGACAAAAAAAGGAGGAGAACAAGCCGAAAAGAUGAAGAUGCUGCAGGCAUUGGAGAUGUCACUGAGAAAGUAGAAGAGCUUGUACUGGCAGACCAGUCUGGCUACCACUCAAAAAGUCAUCCUGACUCCGUCCCAGCUACAGGCCAUCAAGCAAGGGUUCUGCUGUGUUGUUUGUAUGAAGUUCAUCGAUGAGCCAGUCUUCACAGAGUGUUGCCGAAGCAUUAUUGGCUGCAAAACAUGUGUGGAACAGUGGCAGUUGACCUCUGUGCAUUGUGCAAAAUGUAGAGGGAACACCGAAGGCAGCAACAUAUUUGAAGUUAAUGGUCUGUCAGAGGCAUUUUCUGUUCUGAGAUCCCUUUUUGAAGAGGAGUAACAUUUUGCACUUUCAUACUCAAAUACUGUAGGCAUGUUGUGUUCUGUUGUAUUUGGAUCAGAGUUCUUGUACUAGUAAUGUGAAUUCAUUUACAUGUUUGGGCUGGAUGACAUCAUAUUACUGUUCACUGUUUUAGUGAAAUUAACAUUUAUCUUUACCAAACAUCCAUUGCCACCAGUUAAUUGUUAUAGUUACUAAUUUACAUUCUUUAAAGUUGUGGUUAUGAGAGAGCAGUGAAUCUUUGUAUGGAGCCAUGUUGUUGUCCACUGCUCUAGAGAAUUCUGAAAUGUCUGAAUAUUUCUCUGCAAACUGAUUUUCAACUCUCAAGUUUGUCCUGUUCUGUUGAAAAUAGAUCAACUCCAA
Epinephelus lanceolatus (giant grouper) is the source of this 1368-nucleotide messenger RNA. RefSeq lists its product as uncharacterized. NCBI's taxonomy places the organism in Eukaryota, Metazoa, Chordata, Actinopteri, Perciformes, Serranidae. The record is from RefSeq and is a predicted model, not a curated record.